AGGCUCCGCCUUCAUCAAUUCUGCCCUAUCCUUUUGCUGUUGCAAACACUGUGGUUGGUCCUAUUUUUUCGGGUUAAAAUGAUCCAUUCAAAACGGUGUGCCAAAAAAGGGAAUUUCUCUCUGUCCUGAGUCUGCUCAAUGUGCCCCAGGAGUACACUCUAUACCCUCCUUCUUGGUCCAGGAUACGCAUACAGAUUUUCUGGCCAUUUAGUUCAAACGCAUCACGCACUCUGCCAACAACCUAAAACGCCUUUUUUUGUUUGCAGAGAACACUUUUUAAUUAACUCAGGAUUUUCUUUAUUUAUUUAUUUAUUUUUUUAAAAAUUAAUAUUUGUCCGUUUUUUAACCGUCAAAUUCGGUUUUUUGGCCGGUUUUUCCAUGUGAUCAUCUUCCUUUUUUCUUUUUCGAUUUCGCCAAAUUUUAAAGUGUAUCAAAAAUGUUCAAUGUGAAUUGCUGGACGUGAGACUAUAUCACUCUGUGAUUAAUGGAUAUUCUGUGAACGUUCAGUGAAAAGUGAGGUUAAAAAAGAAAGAAAACCAAAACCAAAACCAAAAAAAAAACAGUGAUUAGUGAAUCAAGGGAGACUUCGACGGUCUCGUGGAUUGCAAUGGGGGCCACUGUGACGCCCUGGCCAGCUUCAGUGAUGGAUCGUACCAUAUCACUCGAUGAUAUGCCCCAUAAAGGUCACAGUGGGGUCAAUCAACUUGGUGGGGUAUUUGUUGGUGGACGUCCACUUCCGGAUUCCACACGACAAAAAAUCGUCGAAUUGGCCCAUUCUGGUGCCCGUCCCUGUGACAUCUCGCGCAUCCUUCAGGUGUCCAAUGGAUGCGUCAGUAAGAUCCUCGGCAGGUACUACGAAACCGGAUCCAUACGUCCACGUGCAAUUGGCGGUUCAAAACCGCGAGUCGUGUCCUCGAUAAAUAGGGUACUGCGGAACCUAGCAGCUCAGAAGGAACAACAGGCUCAAUCUCAGCUUCAGUCUCAGCCUAGUCAGGCUCAUGAUCUAGCACCUAGCAGUGAUGGAGUCUGUGACAAAUUGAGACUCUUCAAUGGACAUCAGGCCGUCCCACCUGCUCCAACUGGUGCCACAUGUUGGACCCGACCAGCUCCCUGGUACCCAACGCCCAUUGCAACAUUUUCCCUAGCAACAGCACCAGCUGGCAGUACCACAGUCCUCCCAGACACAAUCCUCAGUAGUAGGAGCCGCAAAGAAUUCGAAAGUCAGCAUUCGGAUGAAACUGCAAGUGGUGAAGGUGAAAAUUCAAAUGCUGGUUCAACACCUGGCACAGAUGAGGAUCAGGCUAGGCUGAGGCUGAAGCGGAAACUUCAGAGAAAUCGAACAAGUUUUACAAAUGAUCAAAUUGACAAUCUUGAGAAUGAAUUCGAACGGACGCACUAUCCUGAUGUUUUUGCCAGAGAACGUUUAGCAGCCAAAAUUGGACUUCCGGAGGCGAGAAUUCAGGUGUGGUUCUCAAAUCGACGCGCAAAGUGGCGUCGUGAGGAAAAACUGCGCAAUCAACGGAGAACGCCUCCAGGAGCAGGUGGUCAGGGAUCACAUGGUGCAAUGGAAGGUCAUCAGAGUGACUGUGGUGGCAUUGGGGACAUCCAGGGACCCCCAAGUGGUGGAUCACCACGUUUGAAUCUCAAUGCAACACCAUUUGCACCACCAAUCAAUUGUUCCAUGUACACAUCGCUCCCAAUGCCAAUGACUGAUACUUACAGUAUGUCACCAAUGGUUGGAUUUACACAUCAACCAAUGCCAUCAUCCCCAACGAUUGGUGUUGUAGCUGGAAGUGGAUGUCAGAGUAGAGAUUUAGCAUCACCGUAUCAAUGUCAAAUGGUUAGAACAUCAAUUGGACCCGUUCCACCGCUCCAUCAUGCCACUAGCGCCCCCACAAAUAUCGCCUAUGACCUUCCAUUGACCUUCUCAGCUGCUCAACGUCACUGUACCACAACCCAUUCAUGCUAUACCCUAAAUACAGGAUCACCCUAUCCACCAACAUCGGCAUCUGGGGUAACAUCAGGUGUUUCGAGCAGUCAGUAUCCUGAUUUGGUAUUUCCACCGACAGAUUCACGAUCAUGGUGCUGUUCUGUGGAUACAGAACCAGAUAAAGGACACAGAAGUAUCCUUAUGCCACACUGAGACCCAUCAUUUGUCACCAUUUAACCUCUAAAAUCAACAAAAAUAAAUAAAAAAGAAAUCCACAAAAGCAACUUUUUUGCAAAAAAAAAUUCAUGAAUUUGUGAAGAAAGAAAUAAAAGAAGAGGCAACCCAAAGAAAAA
This is a messenger RNA of Phlebotomus papatasi, 2283 nucleotides long. RefSeq names its product paired box protein Pax-6-like. Gene Ontology annotation, biological process: regulation of transcription by RNA polymerase II; anatomical structure development. Bases 608 to 2143 code for a protein of 511 amino acids. The transcript is spliced from 8 exons. The record is from RefSeq and is a predicted model, not a curated record. Lineage: Eukaryota; Metazoa; Arthropoda; Insecta; Diptera; Psychodidae. Gene Ontology annotation, molecular function: DNA-binding transcription factor activity, RNA polymerase II-specific; RNA polymerase II cis-regulatory region sequence-specific DNA binding.